AUGGACUCUACAAUCAAUAUGAUCAAGCAAAUAAGAUCUCAGCUUGAGGAGGACAGCAGGAUGGAAACACAUGAGAGGGUUAAGAGAAAGAGGGAGCAAAGCCCAGAGACAAACAACAAAAGACCCCACCAAAAGACAGAGCGAGCAAGGGAGAGGAGAAGGAGGAAGAGGGAGAGGAGGAGACAGAGGCUCUUGUAUGAGAAGAAGGAAGAGCAAAGGUGGAAAAGACCAAGAAGCAGCGACAGGGAUGAAUCAGAAGAAGGAGAAAGUGCCUGGAAGAGACCACACAUGGACGAAGAAAGAUGUGAUCCACUGGACAUUUCCAGCUACAAUUUCCAUCACGAGCUGGGCAAUGGAUCAUUUGGCAAUGUUAUGUUAGCAUCAUUGCCCAACAGAAAGAAACCAGUGGCAAUUAAAAUCCUUAAGAAAGAGAACAUCAAGCUUAAAGAAAGAUAUGAGACCGAAGUGAAGGUGAUGAAGCUGGCUUGGAAAUGCCCUUUCCUGUGCAACAUCCAUGCAGCAUUCCAAACACAGCUGCAUGCCUUCAUUGUGAUGGAAUAUGCAAGUGGAGGAAGCCUACAAGAUCUUCUAAACAACAGAGGCUAUCUGGACAUGGACUCCGUACUGUACUACGCAGCUGAGAUGGUGUGCGGCCUGCAAUUUCUGCACUCUGAAGGAAUUAUCCAUCGAGACUUCAAACCGGAAAACAUUCUGUUCAGCAACAAGGGACACAUCAAGAUUGCUGACUUUGGAUUGGCUGCUGAGAACGUAUUUGGCAACAAAACCAUCUCAGGAUCAAUUGGGACAUUGCACAACAUGGCCCCAGAGAUGAUCCAGUGUCAAAUCUACAAUUCAGCAGUAGACUGGUGGGCUUUUGGGAUUGUCUUGUGCAAAAUGGCCACUGGAAGAUCACCUUUUUAUGAAGGCCGUAAAGCAGAGAAAUGCAUCCAUUUUAUCCUCAAUUGCCAGCCCAGCUAUUCAGAACAGCUCAGUACAGAACUGCAAGAUCUUCUGGAAAAGCUCCUAAAGAAGAAGCCAUACCAGCGGCUUGGGUUCAAGGGGGAUAUAAGGAGACACCCCUUUUUCAAAUCCAUCAACUGGAUCAAAGUAGAAAUACAAAAUGUUGAACCACCUUUCCAGCCAGAACCUCAACCAAAUCCUGAUGUGAGCAUUCCAGCAAGUGCCUUAGAGGUCCUCAACAUUGACACCGCCUCAACUCACAGCUACAGUCUUCAGGAUUUCACAUAUCUGAGUCCCAGCUGGCAGGCAUAAGCCCACUUACUACAACUGUGGGAAAGGAUACAUCAACUCGAAGUUCAGUUCCCAUCCAACUGGAAAACAUCUUAAUUUGUUCAAAAGCACACCCGUCUGCUGUAUGAAUUCACAGAUCCAUUUGCAGCUCUACCAUCAGCUUCACCUGAUGCAUCGUUGCUACAUAAAGAUCAGCAGCCAACUCCACAAGUCAUCAGUCCCACCAUCAAAUCCAUCUCUGGAACUACCAUCAAGUCCAUCUUGCAUUUCCAUCAAAGCUACUUCAUCACCUAUACUUCCAUCUCCAGGUGAAAACAUUGGGUCUGGCCUACCAUCAGUUGUAUCUCUGUAUGGACUUACUAAGCUACCCUCUCUAACCCUCAUAUAAAUGUGUAAGAGGAGCUGAUGUAAGUAUGUUUAAAUGGUGGUAAGUAUUUUAAAUUGAUUAAAAGAGCUGGGAUCCUUUGGUUAUAUAAGUUUUGGCUAAAUGAUAUAACUAAAGGGCUCUUAUAAAACAGAUUAGUAUAAAAUCAAACUAGACUUAGGGUGAUAGUAGAAAUGUAAAUGCAGAGGAUAGUUACAAGAGGAUAA
Molecule: messenger RNA, 1842 nt
Organism: Xenopus laevis (African clawed frog)
Lineage: Eukaryota; Metazoa; Chordata; Amphibia; Anura; Pipidae
Product: protein kinase C delta type-like
Exons: 9
Coding region: 1-1272 (423 amino acids)
Source: RefSeq, a predicted model, not a curated record